Spodoptera exigua (beet armyworm) is the source of this 816-nucleotide messenger RNA. The record is from the annotation of a GenBank genome assembly. Lineage: Eukaryota; Metazoa; Arthropoda; Insecta; Lepidoptera; Noctuidae.
AUGAAUGUGCACAAGCUGUUCGACUAUAAGGAGUACGUGAACGUCAACGGUAUGAUGUUUACCGACGAACUGAUAUGUUUGCUGCAAAAUUCCUUGACUCUACUGCAAGUGGAGAAUCACUUCAUCCACAUGCAGUACUGGGGGCAAAUCUACGCCGUAGACUAUGACUACCACAUCGCUGUAGGCAUCAACGCAGACGCCGUGGCCGACAGAAAAUAUUUUUACACUACAGACUUAAAAUUCUGGGGCCUUUUACCUAAACCGAAAAGGAAGUACAGACAAUUGUCCUUACUUACCACAUUUCCAUUCAGAGGCGACCCGGCUAUGAAGACGAAAGUGUUAGAUGAAGGGCUGGAUGAGAACCACCCUGACAGGUGCAUGAUCAUGAAAGAGGAAAGUCGUUUAGCUGCUACGAUCAGCAACAUUUCUGAGGAAGCAGAGAUAUGUGCUCGAGGACAGUUACUCAAGCAGCCAAGUGGCACAGUCGUGCUCAAUCCGAAUUUCUAUGGUCUGACAGCACCAGAAGCGAAGCUACUAAAGUCUUAUCUCCACAUCAGACCAGCACAGCACCGCUGGAAUACAAACCUCCUCACUAGACAAGAUUACAACUACAGCAUGGAUUUUCUCGAUUCCAUUGAUCAAGACAUUCCAAACGGUUGCUGGAAUCUUUCUAUAGAACAAGGAGGAUCAAUCGCUUAUUUGAAAAGCCUGUACUGGCCUGGAAUGAUGUAUUUUCAUAAAAUUAAAACUGCAGACGCUGGUUUUCUUUAUGUAGGAAACGGCCGCAAGAAUUUGGAUGUACCUUUCCUACUUUAG